Molecule: messenger RNA, 6476 nt
Organism: Protopterus annectens (West African lungfish)
Lineage: Eukaryota; Metazoa; Chordata; Ceratodontiformes; Protopteridae
Gene: PPFIA4
Product: PTPRF interacting protein alpha 4
Exons: 31
Coding region: 1255-5028 (1257 amino acids)
Biological process (GO): synapse organization
Cellular component (GO): presynaptic active zone
Molecular function (GO): protein binding
Source: RefSeq, a predicted model, not a curated record
GGUGCGACGCAAAGAAAUCUGGGAUCGCCCGAGUACAGCCUUUGGUCAGAAAUAGCAGAAAAUCCCACGGUCCCUACUUCUCGCAGCCACGGCGCGGGGGUGGGUUCGCCUCCCUCGCUCUCUGACUAACCGUGCGACAUAGGUGCCAAUUGUGUACCUCCCUGCCGCUCGGGUUACAGACAUGCUGAAAUCAUUCCUUCCAACUGGCCUGCAUGCUAGAAAUCCUGACACUUUGGGUUAACUGCAAUAUUUCAUUUCCAAAGAACAUUUCUUUUCUUCCUUUUUUCUGCAUCUCCCCAGGUUUUGGGGCUGACGCUCAACCGGUUUAGUCUGCUGUGCUUCUUGCCCUGUGUGUCUGCAAAGGUACCCUUAGAAACUGCACACUGGAUGCUAAGGGCAAGUGCUCAUAAAUGGAACAUAUUUGAUGAAAAUGCCAGCAUCUCUCAGUCAUCAUGAAACAAUGUCAAGGUGCCACUCUUUUUUACAGUCACCCUAAAAAGUCAGUCGGUUCAUGGAUGUCUUUGCCUUGUAAAGUUAAUGGAAUAUGAAAUUUAUCCAGUAGAAGGUUUUGUGCACUUUUUAGGUCUCCGUAAACAUAAGAAGGUGUUUAGAAUACUGUAUAAAAUGGCUUAACUAGCCUUUGCUGUAUACUUCAGCAGAUUAUGAAGAAAGGAAAAAUCUAGAUGUUUGGGUGUGAAAUACACGUCAGAUGUUUCUCCCAAAGCCUGAUUAACCAUGCUUCCUUUACGUACGGAUUGUUUACAUGCUCAUGGAAAUGAUGCACAGCCUGGUGUAUUAUUGAACUAUUUUUAAUGUUCUCGGUACCAAGGAAUUCAUUAUUUUUUAUCUGGCAGAAUACUGGUAUUUGGAACAAAUUCCUUUAAGUAAUUAUAAUGCUUAUAUUAGUUUUACUGCAACGUACUUAAGAUCCGAUAUGUGACUGAACUGUGAAAUUAUCCACUGAGCAAAUUUUGUACAAAUAAAGGAGAAAUGAAAAGUGAAGUGUCAUGUAAGAGAUGGCACUACAGAAUGAGUGCAUUCUAAAACAUCUGUAUCAUGUCAGCGUUAACAAUGACUAGAAAUCUGUCCGUGGACCAUUUUAGUGAAUUAGUGGACAGAUAUCUGUGGAGUUCAAGGCUGACCAAUAAACACGGCCCAGGAUUAAGUGAAGAAUGCUGAAAUACAUUGGAAACUGAAAUACUGUCUGCCUGUGAUUUUACAGUUUUUGUGAAAUUUACCAAAGAUUGUUUAAGCAUGAUGUGUGAGGUAAUGCCCACAAUCAAUGAAGGGGACCCUCUGGGGUCCCAGCGAGGGUCUCAGGCUGGUGCUGAUCAGGACGCUAAUUUUGAACAGUUAAUGGUAAAUAUGCUUGAUGAGAGAGACAAGUUACUGGAGAGGCUGCGAGAGAGCCAGGAUGCUCUGGUACAGUCGCAAGGAAAACUUCAGGAGGUAAUCCAUGAGCGAGAUCAGCUUGAGCGACAACUGAACUCUGCACUGCCACAGGAAUUUGCAACCUUAACUAAAGAACUGAAUGCCUGCAGAGAGCAGCUUCUGGAGAAGGAAGAGGAGAUUUCAGAACUGAAGGCAGAACGGAACAAUACAAGACUCUUGUUGGAACAUCUUGAGUGCCUGGUUUCCCGACACGAGCGAUCCUUAAGAAUGACUGUGGUGAAGAGACAAGCACAGUCGCCGUCUGGCGUUUCCAGUGAAGUUGAAGUUUUGAAGGCUUUAAAAUCAUUAUUUGAACAUCAUAAAGCUUUAGAUGAAAAAGUUCGAGAACGUUUACGAGUUGCAUUAGAGAGAGCGUCUGCACUAGAGGAACAGCUGAUUGCUGCCAACCAAGAGAUUGUAGAGUUGAGACAGGGGCAUUCUCAAAGGAAGGCACCUACAGGGGAACAAGUUGUGGAACGUAUAGAUGGAGCAGAUCCCAGACAGAAAACAACUUGGAAAAGACUCUCCAAUGGUUCUGCCCAUCCUGAAGACGAGGCCAGCCGGGUAGUGGAGUUGCAAGAACUUGUGGACAGACUGAAUUUUGAGCUCGUACAGACAAAGGAAAGAGUGUCGGCCCUGUCUGCAAAGGUGUCUGAACUUGAAGAAGACCUUGACACAGCUAGGAAGGACCUCAUAAAGUCAGAAGAAGCCAACACAAAGUACCAAAGGGAUAUCAGGGAGGCCAUGGCUCAAAAAGACGAUAUGGAGGAGCGCAUAACCACACUGGAGAAGCGCUACUUAGCCGCCCAGAGGGAAUCCACUUCAAUCCAUGACCUUAACGACAAACUUGAGAAUGAACUGGCAAACAGGGAGUCCCUCCAGCGCCAGUCUGAAGAGAAAGUCCGACACCUGCAGGAACUCCUGGAACUUGCCGAGCAGAAGCUCCAGCAGACCAUGAGGAAGGCAGAGACGUUACCUGAAGUAGAAGCUGAACUCGCUCAGCGAAUAGCAGCACUUACUAAGGCAGAAGAAAGACAUGGCAGCAUUGAAGAACGCUUAAGGCAUCUUGAGAGUCAACUUGAAGAGAAAAAUCAGGAGCUUUCAAGGGCACAUCAACGAGAAAAGAUGAACGAAGAGCACAAUAAACGCCUUUCAGACACAGUAGAUCGGCUACUGACAGAGUCUAAUGAACGACUUCAGCUCCACUUAAAGGAGCGCAUGGCAGCCUUAGAAGAGAAGAAUACAUUAAUUCAAGAGCUGGAAAAUUCACAAAAACAAAUGGAAGAAUUCCAACAAGACAAAGAGAAGUUAAUAGAGGAAAUUGGAAGUUUAAGAGGUGAAGUUGAACAGGUGAAACGACGAAGUGGAGCUUUCAUGGACACUGGUCAUCCAAGGUCCCACUUGGGCAGUACAACUGACCUGCGUUAUCCUCUUGGUUCUGUUGUGGAUUCCCAGCCAGACAGCUAUGGACCGCCAUCUGUGUUACGGCGUACACCAAAAGGACGAUUUGGAGCACGUCUGGAAGAACCUACUAAGGCCUGGCUCUUCAAUGACCACCAGGACUGGGAACCCACUAUACAAUCUGCAGUAAUUCCUACUGUGUCACACCCAUAUGACAGUGAUGCUGAAAUGUCAGACAUUGAGGAUGAUGACCAUGAGACUGUCUUUGGGUCAGUCGAUAUGCUUUCUCCAGGUGGUCAUUCUGAUGCCCAGACUUUGGCUAUGAUGCUGCAGGAGCAGUUGGAUGCUAUCAAUGAAGAGAUCAGGAUGAUCCAAGAAGAAAAGGAAUCUGCUGAACUCCGUGCUGAAGAGAUAGAAAGCAGGGUAACAAGUGGUAGUAUGGAUGGCCUUGACAUGCCUCAGCAUAGGAAGCGAACGUCUAUCCCUACAUCACUCACUGCCUUGUCCUUGGCUAGUUCCUCUCCUCCAGUUAGUGGACGCUCAACUCCAAAGCUUUCUUCCCGUGGUAGUGCCCAUGAACUUGAUCGUAUGGGUGUCAUGACACUUCCAAGUGACUUGCGGAAACAUCGUAGAAAAGUACUUUCCCCAGUUGGUCGGGAUGAGAGCCGUGAAGAUAAAACUACCAUAAAGUGCGAGACCUCCCCACCUUCAUCACCUAGAACAUUGCGAAUAGAACGGCUAGGACCCUCAGGACCAGUGACGAGUCAGGAGGAGAGCAGAGUAUAUGAAACAUGGCCUGUUCAUGGUCUUCUAGAUGAGCAACCCAGCAAUCCAAGCAGCAGUAACAGUAGCCAAGAUUCACUGCACAAAACAGCCAAGAAAAAGGGAAUCAAAUCUUCGAUCGGACGGUUGUUUGGAAAGAAGGAAAAAGGGCGCUUGGUGCAACUGACCCGAGAGGCGGCUGCAGUGCAAGGUAGUAUUUUAGACACUGACUUUGGAAUACAAGAUGGUAUUGGACCAGGCAAGCUGGGAACAAAAGCUGAGAGAGAUCGUCGAUUAAAAAAAAAGCAUGAACUUUUAGAAGAGGCUAGACGGAAGGGCCUUCCAUUUGCCCAGUGGGAUGGACCAACUGUUGUUGCUUGGCUGGAGCUGUGGGUAGGAAUGCCAGCGUGGUACGUUGCUGCCUGCCGUGCCAAUGUCAAAAGUGGCGCCAUCAUGUCUGCCUUAUCUGACACAGAAAUUCAGAGAGAAAUUGGAAUUAGUAAUCCUUUGCAUCGUCUUAAACUUCGCCUUGCCAUCCAAGAGAUGGUAUCACUGACAAGCCCGUCCGCACCACCUACUUCUCGAACGUCCUCUGGAAAUGUCUGGGUAACACACGAAGAGAUGGAAAAUUUGGCUGCACCUGCAAGAACGAAAGACAACGAAGAAGGAAGCUGGGCACAGACACUGGCAUAUGGAGACAUGAAUCAUGAGUGGAUCGGGAAUGAGUGGCUCCCUAGCCUAGGACUACCGCAGUAUCGAAGCUACUUCAUGGAAUGCUUGGUUGAUGCCCGUAUGUUGGAUCACCUUUCUAAGAAGGACCUAAGAGUUCAUCUAAAGAUGGUGGACAGUUUCCAUCGAACUAGCCUACAGUAUGGCAUCAUGUGCCUAAAGAGAUUAAACUAUGACAGAAAAGAUCUCGAGAGACGACGUGAAGGUAUUCAGCAUGAACUGAAAGAUGUGUUAGUCUGGACGAAUGACCAAGUAAUUCACUGGGUUCAGUCAAUCGGACUUCGGGAGUACGCAAACAACUUGCUGGAGAGUGGCGUUCAUGGAGCUCUUAUUGCACUGGAUGAAAACUUUGACCAUAAUAGUUUGGCCUUGGUGCUGCAGAUACCCAAUCAAAAUACUCAGGCAAGGCAGGUUCUGGAGCGGGAAUUCAAUAAUCUCCUGGCCUUGGGAACAGAUAGGAGACUUGACGAGGGUGAUGAGAAAUCAUUUCGACGAGCCCCAUCAUGGAGAAAACGUUUUCGACCUAGAGAUAUUCACACUAUGGGCAUGAUGCCUGGAGCAUCAGAAACACUGCCAGCAGGGUUUAGAGUAACAGCCAUCCCAGCACCAUCUCCACCAGUUCAGCCCAAGAAGAUGCCGCCUGAAGCGGGAGCAUCAGGGUUGCAAAGAAUAGACCCUUCCACAGUUCGGACCUACUCCUGCUGAUUCUCAGAGGUUUAGUGCAUUCCCACUACCUUUAUGGACAUAUGCUUGCUGCCUUUCGGGACUAAUACAUCCCGUCUCUGCUGGAUUCGAGAAUGGGAAGGAAAGCGACUUCAGAACAAUUACAAGGCACAACACAGGCAAUGAAACUCCCAACUAACAGCUUCUUAGAGAUAGUUGUAUCUUUACUGAGCAGUGCAGUACCGACUGCUUGCGGCUGUAUUUCUGUUUUUAUUUUAUAUUGUAGCAUAUCAUGCUGAGCUUCUGUUUGCUGUCUGCCUCAGCCUUGUGGUUUUGAUGGUUGUAAAAAGUCUCUCCCAAGUGUAACUUAUGUGUUAAUUGUAUACAUAUAACGAACAUUUUGUAUUUGUAAAUAAUUAUGAAUGUAAGGGAUUUUUGUAGACUAUUUAAUGGAAUUAAGAUGAUGUUCCUUUCAUUUUUAAAUGUGUUAAAUAUUUUUUUUUAUUUUGAAUUUGCCAAUAUAAGAGAUGAUGUGCCCACCGAAUUAUGUUAAUUUCAGUGGGAGCGUUGAGUGUCUUGAAACAGUACUGUAUUAAUUUAUGUAGGUAACUGUGCAAUACCGAGAGACCUUUGUAUCGCUCUACAUGUUCUGACUUCUAAUUCCCAAAGUUUGAGAAGCACUUGUCUGUCAUCGAGAUGGAUGCAUACAAGUUCAUUGUUUACAUAAAAAUGCAUCUAAAUGUACAAAUCAAUGCUUUUUAUUUUCUGUUAGCUUCACCUUCGAAUUCAUUAUAUUACUGAUUUCAGACUUACCUGCCAGUUUUAAGCACUUUUAAGUUGGAACUGUAUUUUUUGAUUGCCUGCUAGUUUGUGAGUUUUGAAGAGAAAAGUGGGUUUUUAGAAUAAAAUUCAUAGUUCAUUUUUCAAAUACUGGUGUACACAGUUCAACCCAUAUCAUAUACUUCACGCACAGACCCAGUCAGAGAAAAUGGAACUUAUUGAUCUGUGUAAUCUUACAGGGGGUAUCACUACUUGUUCUACAUUUUAUUUGAUAUAAACUUAAGUGCCAUGGCCACCUGUGCAUAAAACUGAUGACUGUCUGACAUGUAAUUGUGGCACUUAAUAUCAAUGUGUAGGUACCUCAGUCCUGAAGCCCCUCACAUCCGUUGGGUACAGAAUGUGACAGCCAGGGCACAUCAGCUGUCUUUUGACUACUUUAAAUGUUAUUGGACAACCCCUGUAAAAUAUAUUAACCCUGAUGACCAUUUAUCUUCCUUUCUUAGAUGGCUUGAAUGGGAAAUAUGCAUUUGUUAUUGAUUGUUGUUUGGUUCUGAUACUUAAAUGUACUCUCAUGGUCUGUUUAUACUUAAUACUUGCAGGGCAUCCCUUUUAAAUAAAAGGCAAAACAGUAAGUCAAGAGAUAGGGUCUAUAUUAUCAUAUCGCACGCUCAGAAGAGCAAAUGACAGAUAAUCGACCCCAUGUAAGCAAA